Sphaerulina musiva SO2202 is the source of this 786-nucleotide messenger RNA. RefSeq lists its product as uncharacterized. The record is from RefSeq and is a predicted model, not a curated record. NCBI's taxonomy places the organism in Eukaryota, Fungi, Ascomycota, Dothideomycetes, Mycosphaerellales, Mycosphaerellaceae. The transcript has a single exon. The coding region runs from base 1 to 786 and encodes 261 amino acids.
AUGAGCAGUCGACAUCGCACUCGAUAUCGCAGAGGUGGCUGCUUCGGUACGAGGACACGCUUGGCUGCGCUGUCCAGCUCUGCCUCCUUCUACAUCCACAUCUACAUCUACCUUACCGAAGCCAAGCCUUGGCCAUCAUCAGCAGAUAUGGUGCACAUCAAAGCUCUCAUGGUCUCCACUGUCCUCAGUGGCAUGACUUCAGCUGGUCUGGCGCCCUCGACGUAUGCCAACGCUACCACAUCCUCUGCCAGCGUGGAGCACGCCGCUUUGAAUCCUUUGGACCGCCAACUCAUUCCCUUCAUCCCAAAAUUCUUUUCUCGUCCAGGGAGGACCUCAAGUUCAUCCGUCGAGAACAUUCAUGCCGCCUCUCCGGAUUACCGCAGCGAUACGUCGGCAGUGUAUCCCUACACCACUAGUAUAUCGAUCUCGGAAUCCAGAGGGCACAAGACCAGAUCUCGUCGUACAAACCAGCAUACGCGUAGAAAUCGCCCUGAUCAGAUUGCUCAUCAUCGGCCGGCUCCCACGAGCCAUGAGGUUUCAAUCUCCUGGUCUACCGUCAGGAAUGGCGCCACUCCUUCCCCCUCCGACUUCCCCACACAGAAACACAAUUCCAUCUCAAGCCCAGACGUCAGAUCCAGUCCCCCUCACACCACAAUCUCGUAUUAUCCCAUCAGAACCACUCUUCCGCCCGGCCAGACCCCCUCCCUGGAAGCCGCUGCUGCUCAGCGCUCUGGUAACAGCUGCACAACCUUGUGUACAUCUCCUCGUUGUGAGCGCACUCAAUGA